CGGGGAGGUGGUUCUAGGAGAGGGUGAGUAGGGAGGAGAGGGGAGCGAGGAGCGAGCGAGGAUUGAGCGCGCUCCGUCUCCCCGCCAGCGUCUCUCCCCUCGCUCUCCUCCUCCUCGGCGCCGGCGGCGAGGCAACAGGACAUUUGGCCAUCAUGUCUCGACACCACGUGACUCCCCGCACCUCCUGCACCUCAUCGCUGCUCGUGGCGUUCCGCGUCGUCGUCAUCGUCGUGAUGGCCACGGGCACCACCCCGGCCCUCUGCUCCCGGGGGACGCAGCGCGGCCCCCACCUCGGCCUGGGCCUGCACCCCCCGCACGCGCCGCCCGGCACUUCGUUCACAACCAAAGCAGGAAGCAGCAGCAGCAGCAGCAGCACGAGUGGCAGCCCCGGCAAGAACAGCAGUUGGCACCACCAUCCUCUGCUCUCCUCGUCCUCCUCCAACGCAACCUCCUCCACUCCCGCCACGGCGUCCCCGCCCCGCGCCGGCGGCGAGUACCCCCGCGACCUCUUCUCGCUGGCGCAGCGCCGCCGCGGCGCGGCCGUCCUUCACCUGGCCGGCGUGGCGUACACCUUCGUCGCGCUGGCGCUCGUCUGCGACGAGUUCUUCGUGCCCGCCCUGGGCGCCGUCUCGGAGCGGCUGGCGCUCGCCGACGACGUCGCGGGCGCCACCUUCAUGGCGGCGGGCGGCUCCGCGCCGGAGCUCUUCACGGCGCUCGUCGGCGUCUUCCUGGCGCGCAGCAACGUCGGCGUGGGCACCGUCGUCGGCUCGGCCGUCUUCAACGUCUUCUUCGUGGUGGGGGUCUGCGCGCUGGCGUCGCGCGCCCCCCUGCGCCUCCGCUGGCGCCCGAUGUUCCGCGACGCGGCGUUCUACGCGCUGGCGCUGGCGCUGGCAAUCGGCGCGUUUGCCGACGGGCGCGUCGAGUGGUGGGAGAGCGUGCUGCUGCUCGCCAACUACGCCGCCUACGUGGCCUUCGUGGCGCGCGGGGCCUGCGCCGCGGGCUGGCUCCGGCGGCGGCUGCGGUGGGACGGCGGCGGCGGCGACGGUGGUGGUGGUGGCGGCGGCGGCGGCGGCUGCGGUGGUGGCGGUGGUGGCGAGAGCGUGGGGGCUGCAACUACCGCUGCACCUGCACCUGCCGCCGCUGCUGCCGCUGCUGUCCAGCCCGUGGCGAUGGAGGCGGCCAGGAGGAAUGAGAAGUGGCGGCUGCAGCGCGGGGGCAGCACGGCCUCCCUGCGCAGCAGCACCAUGAGGAGCAGCCUCUUCCAGCUGAUGAUCCACACCCUCGACCCCCUCGGAGAUGCAGCCCAGUUCCAAGAGAAGGCUGCGAUCCUCCAUCGCGUGGCGAAGAUGCAGCGGGAUGAGCCACAGGCUGAAGCGUCGGCCGCGGGCCCAGCUGGGACGGAUCCUGGGCACCACGUGCUGCUCUCCCAGUCGCCCGGCGUCAGCGGCGGUGGCGGCGGGGUGGUCAGCUACCAAAACUACGACUCCUCGCUUCAGUCGCUCCAGUGCGACGACGACGACGAGGUGGGUGACGACGGUGACGACGGAGACGAGGCGAUCGAGGAGCCCAUGAGCCUGGCGUGGCCGGACUCGACGCGCAAGCGCGCGAUCUACCUCCUCGUGCUCCCCAUCGUGUUCCCCCUGUGGCUCACGCUGCCCGACGUGCGCAAGCCGGCAGCGCGGCAGUACUUCGUGGUCACCUUCCUGGGCUCCAUCGUGUGGAUCGCGCUCUUCUCCUACCUCAUGGUGUGGUGGGCGCACCAGGUGGGAGAGACGAUGGGAAUCAGCGAGGAGAUUAUGGGACUCACCAUCCUGGCAGCGGGGACGUCCAUCCCGGACCUCAUCACGAGCGUCAUCGUCGCUCGCAAGGGCCUGGGGGACAUGGCCGUCUCCAGCUCCGUGGGCAGCAACAUCUUCGACAUCACCGUCGGGCUGCCCGUGCCGUGGCUGCUCUUCUCGCUGUCGCACGGCCUCGCGCCCAUCGGCGUGAGCAGCAACGGCCUCUUCUGCGCCCUGGUGCUACUCCUGCUCAUGCUCGUGCUGCUCAUCGGCACGGUGGCGGCCAGCCGCUGGGUGAUGACGCGGACGCUGGGAGGCGCGAUGCUGGCGCUCUACGUGCUCUUCCUGCUCGCCAGCGUGCUGCUGGAGCAGCGCGUGCUCACGUGCCCCGUGUCGCUCUGAGC
Messenger RNA from Lethenteron reissneri (Far Eastern brook lamprey), 2182 nucleotides. Its product is annotated as sodium/potassium/calcium exchanger 2-like. Gene Ontology annotation, molecular function: calcium channel activity; calcium, potassium:sodium antiporter activity. Gene Ontology annotation, cellular component: plasma membrane. Gene Ontology annotation, biological process: calcium ion transmembrane transport; long-term synaptic depression; long-term synaptic potentiation. The record is from RefSeq and is a predicted model, not a curated record. NCBI's taxonomy places the organism in Eukaryota, Metazoa, Chordata, Hyperoartia, Petromyzontiformes, Petromyzontidae.